Messenger RNA from Penicillium mononematosum, 2226 nucleotides. Its product is annotated as iron-containing redox enzyme family protein. The record is from RefSeq and is a predicted model, not a curated record. The transcript has a single exon. NCBI's taxonomy places the organism in Eukaryota, Fungi, Ascomycota, Eurotiomycetes, Eurotiales, Aspergillaceae. Bases 1 to 2226 code for a protein of 741 amino acids.
AUGGCUCUUGAAUUCGAUUUGGUCAUUGAGAAUCGACAAGUCGCCUUCUCCGGUACCCUCAUUCUUAUAUGCACUUGCAUCGCUAUUAUCUUAUAUUUGAGAAAUUCCAAACCCCCUCUGAGGCCUAAAGGAUCAAAUGGUCUGUUUACACAGGGGCGCAAACGGCUCAAAGAGUCACGUCCAGCUGUCACGACAAAUGCUGAGUGGACAUCAAUGAGAGAGCUAGAAUUCUACAAAGAGCUCUAUUUCAAACUUCAGAAUUUGGAGGAACACUCCGACACGAUACCGAUAGCACGAAAAGCUUUCCUAGUUCUGCUUUCACAGGCAUUGGAGGAUUACGACAAGGCACUGGAUACAAACAUACUGUCGAUUAAGCGCUUCGACAAGAACGAGCUUGCCCACUUUCUGCAAAGUCAUCAAGACAGAGUCACAAGCCAAUAUCAUCAGUAUAUCAGCCGCCGACAAUCCGGUGGUCCGCGUGAGUUGUUCCAAAAUCAGCAAGCAGCUGGAGACUGGCUGAGGGAAAUUGCACCGCUAAAGUUGGUCGACGGCGCCUGGCUAGGGCAUUUAAACAAGGUUACUAUGCCUUUCUCGCUGAGGCAAAUCGUGAGACAGACAUGGCAAGUGUUCACAGAGGAACUGGGAAACGGCAACCGGGACCAACACCAUGUCAAGAUCUUCGAGGAGCUUCUGAGGGUAUUUGAGCCAGAUUUACCCUCGCCAACAACGAAGGCUAUUCUGCAUCCCCGAUACAAGCUAGGUAAUCUCAAAUAUUGGAGAGCAGCUGUGGCGCAGCUCUUAGUGUCUCUCUUCCCGCACGAUUUCUUGCCUGAGAUUCUUGGGUUUAAUAUGCAUUUUGAAUCCCUGCAAUUGGAUACUAUGCAAGCGGCGAAGGAGUUGCCGGAAGUUGGCCUCAACGCAUACUAUUUCCUUCUCCAUGUUUCAAUUGACAAUGGUCACUCGGGACAUGCUGCAAUGGCCAUGGAAAGCGUCGCAGACUACAUCCGGCAUAUUGGCGACACUGAGGGCGAGGUGGCUGCUGAGGUGGCGUGGAAGAGAAUCCAGGCUGGAUAUAUUUUCAGCGAGUGGCAAUCUCAAAAAGGCAGCCAAGUAACCAAUAUCAUUGCACGACUCAAUGAUGUCUCUGAUGAUCGACUGGAGUCAAAGGUUCUUUCGAUAUUCGGCUCAAAGAUUCAGGCUGCCCAUAGACUGCAUUGCGGUAGCCGGGUGAAAAUUGGAAAGCGCUCGCUUUCUGACUGGCUGGAUCCCGAAGCGUUCUUGGUUGAGGAAUGGCAACGGGAGUUCAUUCGAUGCUUGAGCACAUCCCAGCCGUGGAUAUAUCCAGGUGACAGCAGGAGGAGCAAAUUGGCCCAAGAGUUUCGAUGGGGAGGGAGAAUGUACGGCGCAUUCACGAAGAGCGAACUCGAAACACUUGAGCUCUGGAUCAACUCCCUAGACUAUGCCCGAACCCCUUUUUAUUACUCCUUCAUCGAGCCCAUAACGCACUCAUGGCACCAAAGACCCAAGAUAUCAAACACCGACAAGAGCGGUAAUUUUGUCAUCGCUGUUAAAAGAGGGAGUAUUGAAACAGCAAGUUUACUCCCCAAAGACCCGUUGGGGAAGUAUUUGGGAGACUUGCCAAUGAAUCCAAAUCUUUCCGUCCUAUUGCCGCUCUGGUUUACGCAGUGCUGCCUCUUGGAAACAUUUUUGUACGCUCCGGGGAGAACAACCGAUAACAUUGGCUGCGCUGUGGUCCGCUUCUUGCGGGCUCAGUCCGGCUUCGAGACGGAGGACUUAAUUGUGACCGGGACAGAUGAGCCUCGCACGUCAGAGAAUGGAGGAAUUGUUGAAUUUGGCCUGGAAAUAAUUCGUCAUGCGUCCCUUCCCAUCCCUCAAGAUCUAUACAGACUUUUCUCUCGUUGGCCGUCCGAGUUUGCCAUAACCAUGCUCAAGUUAGCUUCCAGCCCUAUUCGAAACUUUGGUAUUCUGUUGGGUAUGUCCAUGGCGUUUCUCGAAUUGCAAGAGAUGGUAUCAGAAUCUUCAAAUCCUGGCUUGCUUUGUCCGAAGAGCAGCGAGCGCCUUGCGUUGCUAGUUAGGAGACAGUAUCAAUGCUUGCAGAUCUGUCUCCAGGAGAUUCCCGCGGGAGAUACACGUCAUGUGGACUUCCACCGUGGGUAUGAUAUGGCGAAGGUGGAGGUUAACAAAUGCUUCGGACCAAUGGCGUGA